GGACACAACAAAAGGUUCUGGGAUUUCCAACAUGGCCAUCAAAGAACUGAUAGUCUGUUCUUGCCUUAAAGCAGCUGUUAAACUUUAAGAUGAGAACUUGACGACUUUUGCCUCGAGAUAUUUUCCCUCCACACUCCAGAUAUAAAUACACAUCUUUGACUCUUUGUCUCCAGGUAAAGGAUAUGCCUUGAGCAUGUGACAGGUAGCCCUACGUGAGGCUCUGAAGGCUGAGCGGAGCGCUCGGUAAAGUGCUUUCCUCAGUCCAAUAAGCUGCUGGCCCCGUGGCAUCGCCCCUGGCCCCGCCCUGCUAAAGGAGCCGGCCGCACUCACCCUGUCGAGCAAACUUGACAAGUGAAAUGUGAUACAACUGUGGAGACGUCCCAAAGAGGCAGGGGGGCACAUACAACACUGAACACCACAUCACUAAAGGCAACAAAACAGACAAAACUGACGGACUGAGACAAUUAGACAUAAAAACUGUACAAAGACCAGCUGUGACAUACAAGACAAUAUGACGUGCUACUAAAAGAACAGUUUGACACUUUGGUAAAUAUGCUAAUUCACUUUUUUCCCAGAUCGUUAAAAGACAAGAUUGAUAUUAUUAGCAUCAUUGUGUGAUAAAUUUUUAGCUACAUCAGCUGGUUAGCUUAGCAUUAAGACCGAAAACCAAAGGAACAGCUAGCCUGAUUCUGUCCAAAGAUGGCAAAAUCUACAUAGGCAGCAAUUCUUCAGUUUAAAAAAAUGUACGUAUCAAAAUAGGAUUAUUUUCAAGUGUUUAAAAAUAAAGUGCUGUCUUAAGAGCUUACUGACAUGCUAAGCUCACUCAGCUGUCUGUAUCAACUUGUUUGCAGUACAGACAUAUGAUAGGUAUGGUGGCCAUGAAGGUCAAAUGCAAAAACACUUUAGAGAGAGACACACAAAAAUAACCCCCAAACAUGUUAUUUCAUGGAGCAAAAAACAUUUGACUGCAUUUUUUUAAUAAAUAAAGGCUUUUAAUCUUUUUCAGUUUUAUGUCAUAUUUGCAUUUAAAUUAAAAAAAAAUUAUAUAGUGUAAAAAAAUUCAUUAAAAAUCUUUGAAGAAUAUAUUUUGCCUCACAAAUUAUUUUCUAGAAAAAACAUUUUUUUGUAAAGUGUUGUUUUCUAAUCGUGUGACAUGAGUUUGCAUUUUAUGAGAUUUCUGAAUAAUUUUUUGAGUUAAAUGAAAUAUUUUUGCAUUCUCUGAAAUGGGGUUUUUUUGUUGUUGACUGUUUUUUGCACUUUGCUAAAUAUUUUUGCAUUUUGUACAAUAUUUUUGCAUUUAUUUGGAAUGUGUUAUUGUUUCAUUAAAUAUUUUUGCACUCGUGUUUUUUUUUUUUUUGUAAUUAUAAAAUGUUUGUGCUUUUGACCUUUAGGGCCACUAUAUAUUAGAAUUCAUAUUAACAUCUGGCUCUCAGCAAAAAGAGAGUUAGCAAUUAUCCAAAGGUGUUUUUUUUAAAGAUGUGAUUAAAGUGUAAUGCUGUUUUUAGUUAAGACUGAAGUGCAAUCCUGGAUAAUCAGUGUUUGACUGAGGACAGCUCUACAACUACACACAGACAGACACAAAUGGUGAUCUAAAAUAAGUGCUUUCAUGAAUAAUUAAACACCACUAGACACACUACCUGAGGAGCUAAGUUAACUAGAGCUACUGAAAAAGGAGUGAAUUAUCCAAGCAGGUUUGACUCAGACAGUGAACAUCAGAGACAUAACAGGAAAUGCGCAUCAGCAUCAUGUGAUUGGGUGAGGUGUUUGCAGGCCGACAUAAAACUAGCACACUUACAGGGUGAAACCUCUGGAGAUGACCUCUGUCUCCUGGACUAGGCGCAGGGCUUUACGAGACAGUCCCGUCAGGGUCUUGCUGUUGUGGACCAGAGCCUGGAGCUGCGUGGCCCGCGCGUGGACGGCUCUCUGCAUGCGGCCCACUCUCCACAGCGUGAACCCCCGCAGCCCCACCCAGCCCAGCAGUGCCAGACCCCACGGGGCUGCUGCCAGAGACCACAAGCCCUCGGAGACAGAGCAGAGACCGAGGAGAACUGCAGCCAGGCCGACCAGCCCCGCCAUGUCCCUGUGGGAGGAUGAGAGGAGGGAAUUUAGGUUAGAGCAACCUUCUACAGUUUAAUUUUACAUAUUGUCAGUGAAAAUGGACCUAUCAUGUCCUCUGUGGCUUUGGAGGAGGUUUUUGCAGUUUGAGGCAGUGAUCUUAAAUUGGGCUGAAACCCUAAAAAUGCCUCGGUUAUAUUCAGGGAGACAAGUUUGAAUGCAUGUGCACUCACUCCAUUGUAUUAUAUUCUUUGGUGGGCCUCUAUUUUACCUAACCAUUGUAUGUCUGAGUUUCUAACAAUAUACCAUAGUGAAGGCUUGGCUAUAAGGCUCGGUCUAGGUAGGGUGUUUGCCCGGCUGGACGAGGUAGAGGGGGAAGAGCCGAGGGUGAGCAGACUGGGGUCCAACAGCUCAAUCAGCUCCACAUCCUCCUGCAGCAGCACAUCCUGGUCCAGAAUACACUUCACCGAGUACUGUCCAAACACGCAGUCCUAUGAAAAAGGAGAAACAUGUGAUAAAAGUGCUGAAAGGUGCUGGUUUCAGCGCCAGCAUUCCUUUCUGUUUCUGAUUCUACCUACCAGCUGCUGCCCCAGCUUAUGAGAUGCAGCCGCAUGGUGAACUGGACUCCAUCUCCACAAGGCUUUAGCCAGUCUCCACCAGCGUCCUCCCUGCCAAUCACAUAAAAUGGAAAGGUUAGUAUUUAAUCUUUGAAAAAAUCUCCUCAAUUCAAGUUUUAUUGGCGCUCUGAAGGACUGAAUAUUCCUAAUAAUUCACCUGAAAGUCUGUCAGGCAUUUCUGCUGCUUCUCCUUGUUUGGAUCUAUUUCCCAGAAAUCACUUACCCAUAAAAUAAAACUCUGCGCACCAACAAACAACCACACUCCUUGUACAAAGGAGUCUCCCAGGAGAUAGACUCUUGUGGGAAACAACAAUAAGAGAAAUGUGUGUUUGUAAAAGCACCCAUUCUCAGGUCUAAUGUAGCUCUGCAGUUGCACAAAUAAAAAAACACUUUUGUUGGAUUCCUGUUGUGGUAUUUAAACUGAAUGUUUACAUUUCUGGUGACAAUAAAACGCUUAAAAUACAUGUUUCAAGGUUGAAGGGGACGGAUUCCUUUAGAUCUAGAAAAAGAAACAAGUUUGUUCAUCCCUUACUGGAAGCACUACACAGAGAAACACUUUUGUUUUGUGUCUUGCCUACUUUGAGUCUGCAUUCCUGGGCCUGUAGACUCCUCGCUAUAAACAGUUUGAGACAUUCAAACACAACCAGAGUGGCACGGUGCCUCAGAAUUCAAAGUGCAUGGGAAGUUUGAUACAAAACAAUCUCAGGUUGUUUUGAAAUGCGGCAAGAUUUCUUUGCAAGAGCCAAAAGCAAAUUACCAAGCUGUAAGUAUUGCCUAAUCAUGAAUAGGAUCUACUGUGUGCAAAUGAGCUUAAAGCGUCUUGUGGUAAAACUGGACCCAUAUUGAAAGAGUUUGUAUAUGGAGGAUUCAAUACCAUUUGAAAAGGAACAAUCCUGUAGAAAUCAGCUCAAUAAUAACACCCGUGACGGGCGUCAGUUUGCAGCAGACACAUGCAGUGAUUGAUUCCCACCGAGCGAGCGGCCUGCACACCGACCCUUUACUCAGGGGAGAGCAAAACACAAGCGUUAUUAGUCUAAAGGCCGCAGUAGUAUUGAUCACUCUUUGGAGGCUGAGCUUUAGGACUGGGCAUUCGUGAAACAGCGGACACAAGUCGGCAACAACUCUGCUCAGUCCUCUGUAACAGCAAAGAGGCUACUCUCACCCUAUGCUAGAACAGGGAUGAUGUAAGCAUCUACAAAUGAACUCCAAUGUGUGAGUACUCUGUAGCUCUGACUUUUAGGCACUAUCAGCUCUUACUCAUCAGUAUUCUCCUGGUGUCACACUGACAGCAAUCACUGCAGCUUUCAGACACCAUUUCCAAUGCUAUAUGAGAGAAUAUACGAGGGAACAGACACUUAAACAGUUGGACAUGAUAAUAAAACUGCUGUGAAGACCUCAUAGAUAGUAACCAAACAGACUGAAACAGAUCAAGCUCAAUAUGAGCUUUAAUAGUGAACAAAACAAGCUGACUGUUACUACAGAGUUACUGUAAGGUGUCAGUAGGGGGUAGGUGUCAGUUGAAACCUGUAUCUGAGAAAUAAAAAGCAGCUCCAGUGGUCACACAGAGGGAGGGAAUGUUGUAAUUUACUGAGUAUCAUUUGUGAAAACCAGUCUGAGGACUUUAACCUGCUUUUGUGCUCCUGCUUUCACUGAGUUAAGACUAUUUCUGCUUCUUUGUGUUAGUUAAAGUUCUAAUGAGCUGGUUUUAAAACCCUCAUAAAUGUAUACUUAAGCUUCUCACAACAGCAAAAGAGAUGGAAAGAGACAAGACUCAUAUUUGAUCAUUUUCUGCAGGGUAGGUCUGAGUUCUAGGUCUAGGUCAGUGAGUUGCAUAUUAAGCAUUUCAAAUGAGGAAUGAGAUUUUUCUUCAGGAAACUAAAUUCACAUGAACAGGACAAACAACAGCAAAGAAAAAAAAGAGCACUGCUUUGUCCACAGGGGGCGCAAAAGUUGAUAUCAACCAGUGUUGUUUUUUUUAUUGACAAAAAUAUUUCGUCAACGCCCCUUUUUUCCACAACCAAGACGUUACGUUGACGAGCUAAACAUUAGUCUUAGAUGACUUAUAUGUGACGAGUCGAAUGUGCGUUUACGUUGACGAGACUAGAUGAAACAUUAGUGGUGGACGACGAAGAGAGUUGCAAAAUUCAUGAGCAUUUCGUCAGUCAAACACUAAACAUAUAUUCUGCAGUUUUGUUUUUGUUGAGGAAAUAUUUUUAUCAACGUCAUCGUCAACGAAAACAACACUGAUAUCAACCAAAAUUUCCAAACAGGGGGCGAAAUUUUUUUGUACGAUGGUAGGGGAAGGUCUCUUGCCCUCCUUCGCCUCUGAUUGGCUAGAAGUGCUGGGCUCCGAUUGGUUAUUCCUAAUGGCUGUGAAACGUCAUCGUCUGUCGGAUUAGGGUUAGGGUUAGGAUUAGGAUGAGGGUUAGGAGAUUCAGAAGUGCGAUAAUGUUCUGUAGUGUUCUGUUCGAUGUACAGAGCCAAUAGUCCACGUUUGGCUUAAGCAUGUGAUGAUGUUUCCAGCUUUUCUAGCCAAUCAGAGGCGAAGGAGGCGGGACUUUCCCCUACCGUUCUACAAAAAAAUAUAUCGCAUACAGGGGCUUUACACAUCAGCCAUUUCAACUAACAAAUGACUUCAAUGACUCCCAAGUAUCUAGGAUUAAAUCAGGUCAAGAGCAUAAAUGUUUUUCUAAAGUUCUGACACGACAUUUUGGCUGUUUAUUGGUCAAACAAACUCAUCUGUCUUUGUGAACAAGAUGUUUGGUCCUGGCUCCGACUUUAUCUGAGCUCCAGGAAACCGGUAACCGAGGGAAGAACCAAAAGCUUUCCUGUCUUAUCCUGAUUCCUCAUCCUCCAAAACUCCUUAAAACAACAGUGGAUUGGAGAGGAAGCGUGACACGUACGGAAAGUUCCUGAACACAGCAAACACAAACACCGUUUCCUGACUAAAACUGUGCCAUGUGAUUCAGAGCAUCCCAGGACACAUCAUGAACCCCAGGUCGACUCUUAAUACACUCAUUAACAGUUUAAUGAACAAAAGAGGUAUUCAGAGCUCACAAGCUGCUGAGAUUGAAAAGCUUAAGAGCAGACAAAUCCACUUAAAGUAAAAAAGACCAACAAAUGACAUCAAUAUGAGCACACAGACUUUAAGAGGAUGCUUUGAGAGGCAGGAAUAACGUCAGAAAGUGUGACGACAGUAAUCAGAUUUGAGCCGUCUUUGGGAAGAUCAGAACAACAGCAGGAGAGAGAUGCACAACAGCUGGAGGUUUUCUGGUGAAAAACAGGAGUCUGCAGAAAACUGAAUUAUUGAUAUCAAAUACAAAAUACCUGCAUGUGUGUGAAGGAAGCCCCUCUUUUCAUGUCUUGCUGACUGGAGCAUACAAACCAGCGAGCAUAACAGUCUGUGGUAUAAUGUGCCAGUGAUGGAGUCAACAGUCAAAUUUAUUACUUUCUGUCUGACUGCACAGGUCAAACAGUGACACACACAGCCCCAAGGCAGAGACUCAGACUGUUUGUCCAGUUAUGGGGAUAGUCUGAGCCAAGCCUCUGUUACCGUAAUGGUUUCUGUUUUAUUAAAAAGUCUGGAUGAUUUCAGUUCUAUACGAUCAACAUCCAACGAGAUUUUUUACUCAAUCUUAAACUGUUUAGUUUCAUUUUUGAUUUGUGAUUGAUCUUCUGAUUAAUCCUGUGGUCUAGAAAAUCUGAGAGUUGAAAAAAAACACAGUAUUUUCCCAAGGCUAAGUGAUUAGAAUUAAUGAUGCAUCUGACAGUUAAAGCAUGCAUUAUGAGUUUUUUUUGUCAACACACCAAAAUAAAAGGAAACUAGACAAAACCAGCAGACUGAUUUAUCCACAAGGGGGCACCAAAAUUAAAACAAACAGAAUGUUUCUCACAGGAGCUUUAAGAGAGUAAAAACUUAAUAUGCUAUGGACUCAUUAAAUGUAGAGUUCAAUGUUUCCAGUGUUUUUUAAAUUCUCAUUUUUGAUAACUAAGGCCAGCAGCUCAAAAAUGUAAAAAAAAAAAAAAAAAGAGUACAAAUACUGGGUAGCUCUUGCUCUGGUUCAGUAAACACAACAAAAACGCAUACACACACCUGAACCAGGAUCAACUUCAGAAGUGUCUUCUCUGAGCUUAUCGAAGAAGAAAAAGAAAAGUUUCUUAGUGGUCCAAAGUCCUAGAAUCUGGAGAAGGAGUCAAGUGGCACAAAUCUAAUGUGUUUAAGGUCCAGCAUGAAUUUUCUCUAGUCUGUUGUGAGUUGGGGUGCUAUGUCAUUUGCUGGUGUUGGUCUACUAUGUUAUAUUAAGUCUAAAGUCAGCCAGCUGGUUGCCUCCAUGUCAUGCCACACUGAUAACUUAUGGCAAAGAAGCCCCAAUCAAAUACUGAGUAAAGAAGAACAUUUCUGUGUGUGUUAAUUGUUUUCAUGAUUGAUCUUAUGAAAUGUUCUAAUAAUCUGGGUGAUUGAUUUUCACAAGCUAUUAUCCAAACUCAUUUGAUUUCAAACAAAAUGAAUAAGGAGUGUAUGAAAGUUUAUUUUUUGACUUGAAUCAUGAAAUUAAAGAGCUUUUUUGAUGAUAUUCUAAUGUUUUGCGAUGCACCUGUUAGCAAGGUUAUUGAAUUCAUUUAAGGAUUGGACGGACAAUGAAGAGUGCACCAUGUAAACAAUACAGUUGACACAUAAGAGAUUAAAUAAGUCAUGUAUUAGCCUGGUCAACUUAUCAAUCAGUUGGUGUAGUUCCAGAGCAGGACAGGUGUGAAGCAAAAUUUGCAUAAAAGGUAGUUGGUAGAACUCACUUUAGUUUUCUCAGGUGCUUCAUCAGGAGAGGUGGUGUCUCCCUCUUGUCCACCAUAAUCCUCAUCCUGUGUAGCCGUUGGACAUGCCUCAAAGUCAGUGUGCCCUAAAUCAUGCAGGUACUGGAAAAGAGGGGAGUUCUGCAAAGAAAAAGAGAAACAUUGAGCCAUAGUUGAAGAAUGAUGAAUAAGAGGACUGACAGAUAAAAUAAUGCCAGAUGAGUGGAGAAGAAGUGGAUGGAAGAGAGAAAAUGCUCAGUCUGAUGUGGAUUGAGCUCACACACACAGAUUUUUUUCACAGUGGGAAAACGUGACCAAUAAGCAGGGGUAAUGCAUUAGUCAAGUUGGUGUACUUUUCCCUCAGGAUUUAUCGGCACCUCUCUCUCCAGCACGCAGCUUACUUUCUGAUCUAGGAGGAAUGCUGUAAAGCUCAAGUGUCUUCAUAUGUGAAUCUGUAAAUCAUCAUACACUCAUGCACACGUCAAGGCUGUCAUUUGAGCCUCUACCUGUACCCGAGAUUUCCUUGAUAUCCUUCCCUCCUAAGCACAAUCCUUAUCUUCUUAAACACAGCCUAUGUGCUUUCAUGCCUUGAACAAAGAAAGCCCACAAUGAAAUCUGCCAUGAAACAAGCAGAAAAGGAAGAAAAAUAUCCCAUGGUAGAAAUUUUCCAUUGCAUGACCCAGUUCUCUCCCAGCUGCUGAUUGUCUGUUGCAUCGUGAACACUGACUGCUCUAAGCAUUUGUGCUGUUUUGGUGCCUGUGGUCAGCUGCACAGGAGCAUCACAUUUACAGUAACAUCAUACAUCAUGCAACACUGUUCUCAACAUCAUUCAAAUCAGCAGAUAGUAACAGUAAAGCAUUGAAAGGUUACUCACAUGCAUUGUCAUACGAAGUCGCAGCUCAUGUUGUCACCACCCAGAUGUAGCUGCGUGUGUACGUGUGUUUUUGUGUGUAUGUGUGUGUGUGAAGGUUUUUUUUUUCUUCCAGAACCGACGCAUUGGAUCUGGUCAUCCCCACCCCACCUUUAACAACCAGUCUGAUGAAACACCAGCAACAAUGGCACCUCAGCACCCAGCUCAGCCUCUCCCAUGACCACCAAAGCUCCUUGGCAGACAACUAAUACGCAGCCAGCCAAUUAUGUGGAUUUGUUUUGGUCUGUCAAUGCAUGGCAACAGGGCAUACGGCUGCCAAUGGACGAAGGCUAGCACACCUACAAAGCUAUGCUAUCUGGGUAAAGCUAGCUGCCGUUAAAGAACCCAACGUCCACAGCCACCUCAGGGCUAGGUAUGACAAAGCAUCAAUUACAAGUUUCGCGAACAAGCAGCGGCGGGGAUACAAACCUCAAAUACCACAUCUUCAUCAAACUCCUCAGUCAUUGCUCUCCGCCAUCUAUACACAGCCCGUUUUGCAUUCUGAAGUUGUAGGCGCCAGCAGUCGAGAACAGCCGUUGAGAAGUUAGGAGUUAGCCGGUUGCUAAACUUAAUUCUGAACUACAAUUCCCACAAUGCCAAGGUUCGACUGUUACUUUCUCGCGAGUAACGGUCGAGGGGUUGUGCUCGAGAGCGCUCCAAGUGGUCACGAGAGGCUGUGACCCAACCGUUGGUAAAGCAAAGGAAGGAAAAGAAUCGUAAAGUUAGCAAAAUUAUCAAGACAGAACCGGAAAUAUCCUUCAAAAUUAAAGCAUAACAUUUGCGAGAAUGAUAGAAAUUUUAGGGAGAAACACAUUUACAGUUAUGUUUUCAUCAAAUUAAAAGCAUUGAUAUAGCUAAAUAAGAUUAAAAGUAGCAUUCAGUGCGAUUUAAUGGCUGAAGAAGUAAGCCCUGAGUGAACUAGCAGUGGUUUUAUUUAAGCUCAAACCGGAAGUGACACGCGUUCUUAUCUUGUGCUUGAUAUUAUUGAGAAAAGCACCGUGGCUGAAAACUUUGGGAAAAAUGGAAAAAGUAUCAGGCGUUAAGAGUUUAUCAAUGCAUCCGCCCGAGAAAUAAGGAACAGUCGCGUUGCUUCUGCAUGUUUUCUCUCUGAAGAGGUCUUUGGACUGACAAUGGUGUCGAAGGAGGAAAAAUCGCGGAUUUUCUCGCAAUUCCAUUGAAAGUAAAUUUACCCAUGGAGAAAGGAGCCAGUCGGGAGUCAUGAGCACAGGUUUGUUUCGUGUGGGAGCGAUCUUAAUUCAACAAACUCCUCCAACUUUUUGUGUGUAACUAAACUGUAACAUUGACGUUUUCUGAGUUUGAUGUCUCAGAUUGAGGAAUAUGAGGUCUAUAUGUAGUAACGGACAGCAGCAUCCACUCUAUUUCCACUCAGCCACAGUUAAUUACAGUUUUUCUUAAUAACAGCUUUCAAAAUGACACAAAAGAUGACAGGGUUCACUUUGACUGCUUUCUACACCAUCCUUCACAACUCAAAGUCAAAAAUGCCCAAUCCGAAUGAAAUCCCAGUUACUGCUGCAACUGGAGGGGGUUAAAUCCUUUGUCUUAAAACAUCUGUCCUGCUGUUGUUACAAGAAGUUGGAGUCGAUAACAGGCAAACAUAUCGGAUAAAACCAUUCAAAGUUGACCAAAUGUCAAUGGUUAGUUCUUUUCACAAAGAUGGAAACAUGCCAUAGAGUUUUGUGAUUGUUCUUUCAACAACAAAAGCGGUUUAACUACAGAUACCUGGCGUUCCAUGUUACAGCGAAAACAUUAGGCCAAAUUCCGCUUCAAAAUUUGGCACUUAGCUAAUGUGGUCAAGCUCUUACUCAAGUUUGUAUCUAAACAGACUAAGUCAAUUAACUGUGAUGGCAUGCUAUCCAGAACAAAGAUUCGGCUUACAAUUAUACCACUAAGUUGCUCAUGAGUAAAGUUUAAAGUUGGACUUUUCCUGCUUAUCACCGCCAUACCGUAGUGCAUUUUGUUAGACAUCUGAUUGAAUCACUUCUUACACAAAUUCAACCAAAAAUUCAUCGCCGAAUUGAAAGGCGGCCCCCAAUUCUUAGAAUGCGUUGUGAUUUUCUUUAUAACAAUGUAAAGUUUUUAUUGUAAGGCUCAGUGAGUUUAUAACGAAAGACUUAUAAAUGGGGUUCGGUGCGGAACGCUGCUUGUGCCGAGCAGCGUGUUAGGGACAGAGCGCUUUCUUGGUCGUUGGUCUUUUCGGAAACAUCCGCUCGAUGACUCCACUUCUCGUGGUGUCGGCCAGCCAAGAAUUUCAGCCAGUAGAGCGGAAAAUGUGGCCUAUAAUCUUAAUUCACAACUUUUUGUGAGUGGAGUGACUUUAUUUGUAUACACAGUUACAGCCAUUACAGUAUGAACACCUGGGCAGUGUAAUAAGAGCUAUUACAACAACUACACCGUAAAUUCUACUUUCAAAAAGCUUCUGAAUGUUAAGUUACAUCUUAAUGAUCAGACAAGGACUUACAAACCAAAAAAUUGAAAACUCAAACCUUGAAAACCCAGAUUAAAAUUAAUUAUUUUAGUUACUGUUUGUAAUUGUACUUGUCUAUAUCUAUUCAUCGAAAAUAUAAAGUUGUUAUUCUGAGGGAAGUUAUUCAGUUACCCUGUAUUUUUCCAGACACAAGUGCCUAUAUUAGUGUGCCAGUGCCAGUACUAUCCAUCAAUCCAUUCAUUUUCUGAUUCUUACUCACUGCUAAACAACACUUUCCAGCUCAUCCUGGAUGAUUCUAAGGUGUAGGGCUGCCUGAUUAUGCCAAAUAGCAUAAUUACAGAAUCAUUAUUAUUCAAUAUGAUUUCUCUGUGAUUUGGAAAUAUGUGUCAGUUCUUUACCAAUUGUUAUUGUUACAGCCUUUUUCUAAUGGCUCUCUCUGUCCCUCUGCUUUACUAACACACCUGCUUUUCUUGCUCCUCUAUUGAUAAUGCUACACAGCUCACGUUCCUCCACCUGUGGCUGCAUAGUUGUUUGUUUUGAAGAAACAGCCACCCCCCACUUGGCACAUUUUGCAACAACCACAACUUGCAAACUUUUUUUUGUGCAUCAAUCCAAGCCCCUGCUGAUGAUGUAGUGUGGACAACCAGAAUAUGGCUAUAGGCAACAGGGGAUGUAAUUGAAAUAUGAUGAAUUGCCCAGUCCGAGUGCAAUGCUUGCAAUUUAAUGUUGCAUAAGCAGAUCUGUCAAACUCACAAUCCAUUUUACCUGCAAGUUUAAGCACUAGAUUUUGGAGCUGAUUUGAUUUAAGUUUGAUUGUUUGCCAAAUGCAUAAAUACUUCAUUUGAUUCAACCAUCACUUCAGCCCUCAGCUCCUCCCCUCUGACCCUGAGAUUAACCUCUUGACCCUGAUCUUUAACCGAAGCUUGCAGCUGUUAAUGUUGGAGGAGGUGUUGAUGAAGCAUGCUUUCUGCAAGAGUCUGAUUCAUUCGACAGAGAAAAUGUGAGUAAAUGACUUUGUAAUCUCUCUCCUCCCUUUUUCUUGUCCACAGGUGUGAAGAAGCCUCCAUUAGCUCCCAAACCUAAACUCCCUGUUACCACCAAACCCUCUCCCCCACCCAUCGCCCCCAAACCGGGUCUCCUCUGCCAGUCCCAGUCCCUGGUCAUCUCCCAAUCAUCCCCUGCUACCCUAAAAAGGACGAAACCUGCUGUUGCCCCUAAACCAUGCAUUCCCAAAACUACACCCCCUGUUUCACCCCCACCACCCAAACCCGGCGGAGCCAUUAUCCUAUCUCAGGAACAGCAAGAAACUUUGGGAGACAGUUUAUCGCUUCUCAAUUCAAAAAAUGGGAUUUUUACAGAAGACAACAAACGUGACUCGGAUUAUAUCAUUCCUACUUGCUCCUGCGACCAUGAGGAUGGUUUGCUGUGCAGGGGUCUAGAAAAUGGGACCACAACUGAGAUUGGGAGAGAUUUGCACAAAGAGGUGUUGCAGAAUGGGAUUUCUACGGAGGGCUGUGCAGAGACAAGGACACAAGCAGAAAAGAAGGAGGAGGUGGCGGCUACGGAAGAGAAGGGUGAGGGUGGAGGAAGGAGCAAAAAGCCAAGAGAUAAACCUCAAAGACAGAGAUACCUGGACAGAGUUUCAGUGAAUAAAGAGGCGCAGAAGAGUGAGGAGCAGAGAGAGAGCGCCUCAGAGACUAUAAAACAUCCGGACAGUGCUGCUGCUAAGCCUGAUGUGUCAAAAGCAGGUGCACAAACAGAGGCAGACUUAGCAGACUCUAAGUCGGUCUGUGAUGUUGCAGGCAGCAUCAUUUUCCCCUCAACUAUCACCCUUCACGAGUCCGAGGAAUCCUUUCAGGCAGAUCACAGAGAGCCACUCAGCACGACAAGGUUUGACCCUGAUCUGCAGGUCCCUGCUGCCCCCAGUAAGCCUCUCCCGGUCCCCCAGCCACGCAAGUUUAAAAAGCCAACCCUGGUGAGGCAGGAUGGCAUCGAGGGCAGUGCCAGGGAUCAAACAGCAGAGGAGCUGAAACAUGGAGUUGAGAUUCAGGAGGCUGAGGGGAGUCUAGCUCGUCUGUCUCUCAGUUCAGUGGAGCUAAAACGGGACUCCUGUGAGGACCUUUUACAACAAACACACUCAGGGGUGGGAGAUGAUGAGCCCGACGCUCCUGUGCCCCCUCCACGACAGACGUCGCUCUCUCCUCGCCUCCACAGGACAAUGCACCUGCCCUCAUCCUCUCUCCACAAAAACACCUCCCUCUCCUUAGAUUUGCUCUCACAUCCUGACUCAGUGAGCCAGAAAAAAGAGGGUGAGGAGCAGCGAGUGGAGGAGGAAGAGGAGGACGGAUAUGGUGACUUUGAGCGCUACCCAAUCACGCACAGCCUCCCCAAGCAGAUCAAACUUGGCUGUCACCCUCUGCUGGCUAACUCUAGGAAAGCUUUCUCCGCUGAGGACCAUCCGUCACCCAGAGCACCUCCCAGGAAACCUCAGAGACACAGCCUGCCAGCUCCCCCUCCUCCAUCUAUAUGCCCCCCGGCUCCUCCUCAUGCCAACACCCCCAUGAGGGAGCUGCCUGCACCCCCUCAGGAGAAGACAUCAUGGCGUUUCACCCGACCCUGCGUCACUUUCUUCAGCAGACAGAUGCCCACCAGGAGCAGUGUGCCACCAAAGGGCCGAGCCCCUGCGCUGGGGGGCAAGCAGAGGGCGCAAUCCUUUUCCGCAGCAGAUCUGGCAACCCGGGCCGACUCUCACAAGAGGAGCCUUUCUUUCCGGAAGCUACUGGAGCUCCGGCUGUCAGUCAAGAUGCUGCCAAAGCUGCUGGCCAAAGGAGGCCAGUCUUUGGACUGUACCAGCGUGGAGUCAAACCGGGGGGAGAGGAGCAUGGAGCGACCGAAGAGCUGCAUAGGGGAGGCUGAUAUUUGUGGAGAAGGGGGAGACGAUUUGGUGGAGUAUGAGAACGUUCCUCUGUAUGAGGAGAUCCCUGAGUACAUGAACCUGCCAUUUCAUAGCGGGAGGCUGGGCUGGCCUCAUGACUCCGAUGAUUCAGACAUCUAUGAGGUGCAGGAUCCCUAUCACAGAUACCAGGACCAUGAGUAUGAAAGGUACGGUCUUUUGCAUUUGUAGAGUUUUGGAAACUUUUUACUAUCAUUGCUAUAACUUUUAAUUAACAAGUGUUUUUUUUUUUAAGUAUUACUAGGUGGCGUUUAUAGAAGUACCACUGUAGAAAGAUGACAAGCUUUACUAUGGAAAGUAGAGAAGCAAAAGGAUGUUGAACCCCAAUUCCAAAAGAUAGCACAAGGACAACACACCAAAUGUUGAAACUGAAAAUUUCUAUUGUUUCAUGAAAAAUAUAUGGUCACUUUGAAUUUGAUCGUGGCAACAUGUUAAAAAAGUUGUGGCAGGGGCAGAUUUAACACAGAUUUUCAUUCUCUCUUCUUGUAACAACACACUGGGACUGUUAAGAACCCAAUGGGACAAAUUCUUAGUGUUGCAUGAUUCAGUUUUGACCAGCAUCUAUGGAUACAGUAACAAACUGUAGUCACUGACAGUGGAUUUCUAAAGUGAUUUUGAGCCUGUGCAGUGAUUCCCACUCCAGAGUCAUUUGUAAUUAAUGCAGUGCUGCAGGAUCAUGGGCAUCCAGUUUUCCUUUUGGAACUCAUUCUUGUCAAAUGAGGUUCAAUCAUCUCUUUAAAUGACAUUAAACUAUUGGACCACUUGCUAACGCGGUCUCUCACAGAGUGGUGAACCUCAUCCUAUCUUUACCUCUGAAUCAGCCUCUCUGGAAUGCCCUUUUUAUACCCAGUCAUGUUACUGACCUGUUUUAGAUUAACAUAAUUAGUUGGGAGAUGUUCCUAAAGGGUUUUUUUUAGCACUGCACAACUUUUUCAGAGUUUUUGUCCCAACUUUUUUUAUUUGAUUUGUUGGCGCCCAAUAAAAAAAUAAGCAUGUACAUUACAAAUAUUGAGUUUCAACAUUUGUUAUAUUGUCUUUGCGCUAUUUUCAAUCAAACACAUGGUUGAAAUGAAAUGACUGUUAUUGUGUUUAUAAGGUGAUCCAGUUGCAGACCUGCACAAUAAACUUAUUAACUUGUACUAUAGUUAAUCCUACAGUAUGGCUGAAUGCAACAUCCAAAUCACAAAAGCUUCAAUGCCUUUAUAAAAGUAGAAUUAUGUCAUGAACGAGUAUUUUAGUGAUGCAGAUGCUCUGAUCCACACGUUUUUUUCUCUAACUGUACAAUCAAAGUUUCCCAAGACCACAGGAUCAGGAUUUCAAAAGUUUUUAUUGGUCAAUAAAAUGAGUCAUCUAGGCAUUCAGAUUCCAGCUAAUUGUGAUUCAUGUAGUGUUUGUGUAACAGGGGUAAUAGGGAAAUUACUCACAGUUUUGUGUUUUUCUCAUAUCCUGUAGUUAUGUCACAUGGAUUCUUAUCUUGAAGCAAUGCAAACUGAAGCAAACAUCUGUUAAUUUCAGUUCAUCAGCACCAAUUAAGUUGUCUUAACCCCUCAACUAAGCAAGAAUCUCAUCCUUCCUUGCACUGCAUUUCCACUCAGAGCCCAUCUUGGCAUUAUUUCAAGCUAUUUAUUUUAGUUUGCCAUGUGGUAAGAAGAAAGGUCAAGGUGUCUCCUAAAGUCUGAAAACGUGAGUGUUCAACAUCUGUUAUCAAGAAAACUUCCAAGUUAGGUUCAAGAAAAAAGACAUGUCAGUACUCUGAACCAUGGCUUCUUUUGUUUAUGGAAAAAAAAGAGCGUGAAAGCAGACGUAGGCUGAAGCUGCAGCCCUGCUGUCGAAGAGUUAACCCUGCUGCUGCUGCUGCUGCCCUGUAAUUUCAGGUGAGCUGCAGCUUCAGUGUGGGAACCUCUAAGAGCGACAGGUUGCACAGGUGAUAUUAGUGGUUUAUAUUUACAAGUGUGUGAAAGUCGGCCUGUGAGCCAGUGGCACUGGAUUUGAAUAGAGCAUUGAUGUGCUGCAGGUCGGCCUGUUUUCCUGUGGGUUAUUUUCAGUGGCCAGGGCAGGAAAUGUCUGAGAAUCGCAGAAACGCCACACAGCUCUCUAGAACAGGGAAAAUAAACCUCCAGCAACCACCGGCCUCCUCCUCCUCAGGCUAGCCGCCCUCGCACUGUGCUUAGCCUCUUCUUAACCUCAUCACUCCACUUUUCUUCUCUCUGCGUGUCUGUGAGUUAUGUUUUCAACCUGGUAAACUACCAGAGGGCUGUGGCAGGGGAAAAAAAGAAGCUAAGUAACAGCCACCUAUUCAUCCAGCCAUUAUCAAUACCCCUUUAUCCUUUUAUCAGGGAUGCAGGGGGGGCUGAAGCGACCUAUUCUGAAAGAUUUUGCCAUGGUUUAUUGUGGGAAUCAAAGAACUUUAUCAUUGCAAAAUCUCCUCCAGCUAUGAACAUGUUUCAAACCUGCUGUGUCAUGGUGCAGUGGAUCCAGUUGUUUCUUGGCUUAAAGCAGUGGCAUGAAACGUUUUCAUAUCUUGCACACACACGUGAAGUUAAACUGUUGGAUGUAGGACUUAACAUGGACAUAGUUUGAAAUUGUGAGGAAAAGGCAAGUUUAACCUCUGUCCCUGAAAGACAGUAAAAGGGUGACUCCCGUACUGGCAGGGAAAUAUCUAACUGUCAGCAAGAGCCUGAUAUGUGCAAGUGAACUACACUGCACAUGCAUUGCACCUAUUUGCAUCAGUACCUCCUACAAGUUGAUCAGUAUAAUGUUUAGAGGGAAUUCUCCCCUCACUGAGUCACAGGGACUUUUCUGCUUGUGCUGGCUCUAUGUAUGGAAAUAAACAUGGAAAUAGUGAUGAAAACAAAGUAUUUAUUUGCCCUUUGACUCACAGAAUAUAGUAUGGCAUGAGCAUUAAAACAACAAAUUGAGCAUACAGGGAAAUGUUUGGACAGCUCUACAGACCCUGGUGAAUGAUUGUAUUAACAGCAGUGUUUUGUUUCCCCUCCAUCAGUGUAGUGGUUUAAAAAAAAAAAACACCUUAUUUACACCCAACAAAAACAAACUAGUAUUUAAAUAUAGUUGUCAAUUCAAUCUACUAAAAGCUUUGUUUUUGGUCUCCACCACCCCCAUUUAACUUGUUUAAAGGUCGAUUUAAGGUACGUAGCCCUCUCUGUUGUCUAGUAUUUUCUCUUACUUUUUCUAUCAUCCCUUCAGUUCAGGUAGGAACUGGUAGGAAACAGAAAACAACAAUGGAAAGAGCAAACCUCACGUUAAAGCUACAGAUGUGAAAUGAAAACAAAGGCUGCAGAGGAGAGCCACCCUUUUAACAUUACCUGACAUAAUUCCAUUAAUAUUAAAGGUCCUGUGAGGAGUUUUUUGAUGUCCAUAAUUUAGGCUUAAAUUCAUAUGGAUGCCUUUUCAUAAUAUAUAUAUAAGCAAACAAGAUCAUCAGCAACAAGACUGACGAAUUUUAGACUGUAUUUUUUAACACCUGAAACUGGUGCGAAGGGGGUAGGUGUCAGUCAAGCAGCUAAGAAAACAGCUGUUUCUUUAAAUAUUUUAUUAAAUCAAAUAUUUACAAAUUUGACAGUCAAAAUCAGAGGAUUAGUUUUUUUGACGCAACUCAAGUAUGUAAAGCAGUGGUUCUCAAGUCCAGUCCUCGAGGCCCCCUGUCCUGCAUGUUUGGAUGUUUCCCUGCUCCAACACACCUGAUUCAAAUGAUCAGCUCGUUAUCAAGCUCUGUAAUGGCUUAAUAACGAGCUGAUCAUUUGAAUCAGGUGUGGUGGAGCAGGGAAACAUCCAAAACAUCCAGGACAGUGGGACUGCACUUGAGAGCCACAGAUGUAGAGGACAAGACAAGCAAAGACUUCUUUGUCCAAAGGGGGCGCCAAAGUUGACACAGACCGAAAGUUCCUCACAGGAGCUUUAGUAAUAAAACAUAUUAGUCAGCGCAGCUUGAAGAAGCUGAAACUGGAGUUAAUUUGGCUGUUUGCAAGGUCAGAGUGAACGAGGACUGGUUGUAAUAAAUGAACUCAUUAGCGAAAUCAGCACCAGUUAAUUAAACAAGGCACCAGGCCAGCAAACAUUACUGUCGCUCAGUCACAUUCAUGCCAUUUAGGUCUCAUUGCGUCACUGUGUUUCUGAUAGUAGGCCCAGACUGACUGUUGUCUCGAGGACUUGUUUGGUUGAUAGACGGCAUGGUUCUUGUUUUGUCUGUCAAACCAUCACUGAGCACCGUUAGUGAUAAAGUCAGUGCCAAGUCAGCUGACUAUGAAGUGUGAAACUGAGUGUUAGAAAAACAAUUAAGAUGUGCUGAGCUUCUUAAUUCAGUCUGGUAUGCAGAGUGGUUACCACAGUGUGAGCGGAGAAGGAGGGAGUGAGUGAAUCUGUAGUGUUUCCCAGGCAUCUCAGCCUGUUAAGUUUAUGUAAGUCACCCCAGGCUGUAAACAAGUGGCGCUCUGUGCCUGACCCAGUGUGUUGGAAUGCUCGACUAUAGAGAAAGAAGUGAGGGAGAGUGAGUGUGAAUUGAGAUUUAGGUCAAAGAAACUGUCAGGAGGCACGUAAGAAAAACAAGGAAGUGCAGAGAGAGCGAGAGGGUGGGUUAUUACAGAUGAGUGAGAGGAAAUGUGAGAAUUUUUGGAGUCCCACAGUCUUUCCUAUUUAAUAUUUAUUCUACACAUCACCCUUUGUGCCAACAUCUACAAGCUCCUACACAGAGGGUUAUGUAGGAGGGCAGGGAAACAGCUGAGGAGGCAAAACCAAAACACAUUAAUUCCUCCUCAUCUUACAACUGCGUUCAUCAGUCUUUGAAAUCAGACAGCCUGUGUCUACGGAGAGCGAGAUCAAAACAGAAACGACACACAAACACAAGUUGCUGCUUGUACUGACCUGGCAGACAACACUUUUUAUGGGCAGAGCUGAGUCAAGAGUGUUGUGUUGCUUCCAGUAGAAGAAAUGAGAGGAAUAUGAGUUUUAACCUUGUUGGCAACAUUUAGAGAAAAUAAGUUUGGAAAAAAUAGAGCUGUUUUUGUACAAACAUUGAUAGGAAUAAGAGAAAGUGAAAGCAUUAAACUUCUCAAACUUUACUAUUAGUAACUGUAAGUGAUCACAUCGCUCAGAAGCGCUAAAUAAUCAGCAGUAAGUAAAUGCAACACAACUCUUUGCCACUUCUACAACAUUUAAUGAAUGCAUAACCUGUUAAAAAAAAUACUCCAGCAUCGAGAGGAAGAACAGCAGGUAAAUACGAUGUGAAACUAACAGUUUUACAAUAGAUGUACAGUACACCAGAAGAUAAACUGAAUUUAAUGAAAUGCAAAAACAUUUCACAAAAUGAAAAAUGAAAAACACAAUAUGUACACAAAAAUAAUUGUUUAGAUGCAAGAGUAUCUAACAAAACACUGGAUUUUUUUCAUGAAACACAAAAAUAUUUCAUGAAAUGCAAAAAAGUCACACAAUAGAAAUAUUUUAUGAAAUGCAAAUUAUUUGAAAAAAAAUCACACAAAAAUACAAAAAAUCUUAAGUGCAUAACUGUUUAACAGAACAUGAACAUAAAAUACAUAAAGAUUGAAAAAAAAAUGAAAAAAAUGACUUAACCCUUAAAAAAUCGCAAAAUUCAAAAACAUUUAAUUGAAUCAAAUUUUUUUAUGUUUCUUAAAAUUUCUAAGGUUUCAUGAAAUAUUGUUGCAUUUUGUGGAAACUUUCCUGUGUUGACAAAAAUCUUGAGUGUUCCAUAAAAUAUUUUAUGAAAUAAUUUUAUGUUUCUUUUAUGCAUGUGCAGUGGACCUUUAGGGCCUCCAUACUGUUGAGUUCAGCAUAAACUUAAACUGUCAAAUAUGGACAAAGUUGCUUCUUACUUUCUUAUAAAUUAGUUAAUUAAUUGGGUAUUAGGUAUCAGACACACAAAAAAAAUGAGAUUGUUUUCAUUUUUAGGUUUCUUUUAAUCAGUUAUCUUUUUCCUCUCAUUUGUUUGAGCACUCAAUCUGUCGAUGACUCAUCCCCUGUUGCCGAUUUCUUUAAACCUCUAAAUUAAAUGUGUUGAAAUGAUUCCUAUCAUUAGAGUUGUUGUCACAGUGCAGUCAGUGUUUUCCGCUGUACAUGGUCUCCAAAGAUUAAGUGAGCUCAACUAGAAAAGUCUCUGUCUGUCACAAAACCUGCCCAUGACCGUCAAUAAUCUUUGUUUAUCUGCUGUGGCUCCUCCUCAGCUUCUCAUUCACAUAUUUCAAUGUUCCCAACGAAUCAGAGAUAAAUUUAGCUCUUUGUUUAUGUCCCUCUGAUUAUUGCUCUGCUUUUGUUUGUUGUGUUGAAUAUACUGUGUUUGUGUUUUGAUGAAGCAGUGACUGGCUCAGACAGGACAUCCACUCUGAGGAGGAGGAGGGGAUCCACAGCUCUGAUGACGAGGACAACAGCUCCACUUCCAGUAAGGAGCACCUGGAUGAAGCAGACAGACAGGUAAUCUCCUCCCUUGAGAGUGUUUAACAGUUUACUCAUCAUACAGUAUUACUAUAGAGUUGUGAACUCGUUGGAUAUACAUUAAAAGUAACUGAAACUUUUCAUUGUUUAAAUCAUCUCUGCUCAAGUGCAAGUUAAAGGGAUAUUCUGGCAUAAAAUUAAUUUAGAGUCAAACACACCGCAACACAGAGUUAGAAACCUCCUCGAGAGAUGAAUGUAGUAACAACUGCAGGAUAGAAGAACAAAAGAACUACCGUAUCUGCAGAGCAAAAUGAUUAAUAUGGUGAUUAUUACUUGGAAAUGAUAAAGUAAUGAUCAUAAAUGUUCUUCCUUGAGCUGUGUCACCCCGCUGUAGUCCGUAAUGGACUGGCCUGAGGGCUCGCUAAAAAUAAGUGGCUGCUGGAAGAGAGUAGGUGAAUUGUGUUUAGUCUCUUUGCUAAAAAAAAUUAGGCAAAGUUAAAAAGAUGUUUGGUGGCUAGUGCUGUGGCUAGGACCCUGUAUUUACUGUUGAUGAAGUUAGGUGCUGUUCUGAGCAUUAUUUGUGGCUAUAGAGUGGCGUUUUGGUUGAGGUUUGUUUAUGGUUCCUCAGACCGCUGUGAAUUGCUGUCAUGCGGUUGUUACUCAAGUUGGUAUAACUAGAGAAGUAAGCGGUCGCCAACAUUCAUCUUUUAAGGGGUUGUCUAACUCGGUGUAACGGUGCAUUUGACCCUAAAUUAAUUUUAUGCCGGAAUAUCCCUUUAAAUUGUGAGUUGUGAAAAUUAGGCCUUGGGUCAGGCACUUUAAAAACAUAGUCCAUUUACCAUUUAGUCCAAUCUCAGAUCCUGUGAUUUCCAAAGGGAAUGACAAAUUUUGAUUGGUUGGACCAUUCUUUAGGCCCAGAGAAAUCAGUUCAGGUGGACCUAUACCACCGUUAUAAAAGAUUUCCUCUGGCACAGUGUUUACUCACAGUGGUAUCUGGAAGUGAUUUGGUUUUCAUGCAGUUCAGCCUGGGACCUCAGAGAUCACGGCUGUACCAUAUUGGUUUUUGACCUUUAUGUAAUUUUGUGCCAAGGACAUGUUUAGCUCACACAGUCUCUCACAGAGUCUCAGCCUCCCUGUACAGCCCCUUUUAUAUUCAGCCGUGUGGCUUAAAUGUUUCAAAUUAACCUGCUCAGUUGGGAGAUAUUCCCUCUGGUGUUUUGUUUUUAGGGAUUAUGCAACUUUUUUAGUGUUUUGAUGUCUGCUAUACCCCAGUCUUCAGCUCUUUGUACUAUUUUCAAUUCAAUAAAGGGUUUAAAUAAUUUUCAAAUGAAGCAAAAAGAGCGUGUUAGUACAUGCCUGCCAUUUAUCUACUCUUUACAUACAUGCAGAAGUAUCUAUGACCCAUUUUCAGACAUGAUGCCAUCAAGUGAAAGAGGCAGAGCGUUUGCAGAUUAAGUCUGGAAUCUCUUCAUAUCAGUGCUGGUGUCUAAAGUGUCAAACUGGAGCCUGAUGUGAUUGCGUGAAUGUUUGUUGAUUGCCUGUCACAGCCUCAGAAGUAGGUGUGUAUGUUUGCGUGCGUUCAUGCGUGUGUUUGUGUGCUGUGAAAGGGGGGCAGUGGGCUAACAUGAGGGUUACAGGUUCAGGAAUAGCUCUCUUAAUGACUGAAUGAGAGUUUUUUUUUUCCCCCCUCUUGCGUGACCCUCUCUGCUGAUAAUGUCAGCGCCAGAGUCUGAUGCCCCUCGCAGCUCUUGGGUAUCACACAAAACACACACAUGCAGACACACACAGAGGCUCCGAUAGGACCAGGGGGCACAUUUCAGUCAAGCUGGGGGCCAAGGCUGCUGUCCAAAUUAAGUCAUUGAGAGACCGCCCCAUUACCAUUCAGCAGCACACACCAUCAGAGACACUGAGGCAGAGGAGGGAGAGGUUGGUGCUCUACUUUCGGGGCCUGAUUGAGCUGUUGUUUGGACGGCUGUAAACUAAGUCCUGAUGGUUUUACCGAGAGAAACAGGACCCAGUCAUCAUGGUGGUUUGCAGUGAGCCUGUGAGUGAACGGCGACUUGUUUUGGUAAAAGUCGGUGGCUGUUAGCGUUUCUGACUGUGUUGUGUUUGUAUUCUUUCAGCAGGAGGACGAGAUGAAGAGGAAGAAAGUGGUGCACAUUGCGCAGGAGAUUAUGAGCUCUGAGAAAGUGUAAGUGCAAACAAAAAAACACUUUUAAAGUAGAAUUUUUGUUAAAAUCUUUCACAUUUUAUGAUUUCUUAUUGUUUCUUUUUGCUUUUUUAACAGGUUUGUGGACGUCCUCAAGCUUCUUCACAUAGUAAGUGUCGUAUUUAUUCAAGAGUUUUAUUUAAAGCUUCGUUCUUUCAGCCGUCAGGGGAAGAAGAGAGCCCAACAUAAUAACUUUCCGCAGACGCUGUGAUUGUUUUGAAAGGCGUUCAAAGCUUUUUUUUUUUCUCCCAGGGAUGGACAUGAAUUAAUGAGCUUGUUGGCUGUCUCCACUUAAGUGCCCAUACAGAGCUGAAUAAUGCAGUCAUUUCAAAGCAGGGGCUCCUUAAUGUUGCUGUGCUGGAGGGUUUUGGUCUCUCUGGUGGGCGGCAGUGGGCAGGUGAACACACGGCCACAAGAAAGUAGUGCCGCUUUGAUCAGUGUGUGUGUUUGUAUGAGUGUUUUGAGUAGGAAAAAGAUUAUUAGCUUGUCUGUAAUUCAGGUUUGGUUGGUUUGGCUCCGUUAAAGUGAGCGUUGUAUUUUGUCUGGCGAGUCAAAAAGCGACAAAAUUUGUUUGUUCAAGCUCCUGUGAUGGUCCUGCAUUGUAUGAGCUGUGAACGUAAAUAAGACCCUAAAUGACCAGAUUCAAUGUUUCUGUUAAGUCAUUUUUGAGGCGUCAGCAUCUUUUUUUUUUUUUAGGGAGGAUUUUUUUAUUAGAAUACACACCUUGUACACAAGCACAUGACAAAAUCAGUGAAAGAUAUGAGGCACCAGUUUGUCAGCAUCAAAACUGACACAAACCAAAAGUUUCCUAUUGGAGCUUUAAUAUGAUUUUUUCAUGGUUUGUUUUUGAGAAGUUGCUCGCUUUAAAAGAGCAAAACGAAGCUUUUAUAAAUAGCAGAUGAUUUUUUGAGACAUGACAAGUGAGACUAAAGACAAAUGAACUUCCCUUCGAGGAUAAAAUAGAUUUAUUUAUAUUCUUUAGAAAAAACAUCUUGUUGUAAAUACUAAUAUUAUGCACUAGUUUACUUAAGUGAUAUUUGACUGAUACGCAAAAGAUGACUUAUUCCCAAUAGAUAAUAACUUGUUUCAACUGGACAACAACUUUUUAGAUCAAGUUAGCUCAUUCGCACAAGACUAGUUAAAGAGACUUUAACUUUUUUUCACACAAGAUCAUACCUCGUAUGCACUUGAUAGUUAACUUGUGCAAAUGAGUUGUUUUCUAAAUAUAUUUUUUGUACGCAGUGUGAAAAGUUUUAGUAGUAUUAAAAGUUUUUUUUGUGGGGCUUCAGGGCCUCCGUAGAUCUCUGAUAGCUAUCCUAACAAACUUUACGAUGUUAAUAUUUCCAAGAUACUGAACUUCAUCAUACAUAAUGUUUACAUCUUCUUUUUAUUAUUCUUGUUGUAUAUUAUUUUCUCUGUUGUCAAAGGAAUUGCAGAAUCAUUAAAAAACCCUGGGAUGGUUUUAGACAUGAAGAAAAGAGCGCUGUAAUAGUUGAUCUUUAUUCUACACAUCUUAUUUGCUUUCUUUGGUCUUACAGAGAAAUCAGGAUCAAAUGCAGACUGUUAAACAAUCAACUAAAAUCUGUUUAGGAGCUUUAAAGGACAGAAAUCUCAUGUUUAACAGCUGCUGCUGCUGGGACUUUGUUGGGAAAGACAGAGAGAAAGGAAAAACAGAGAAAGAGCAACAGCACAAACAGUUGCUCUGCUCCUGAUGUUAAACCACGUUGUUGCUCCUCUUGUAGCACGCUCUUCUAUUUUGAAUGAAGCCAGAACUAACAGGAGUCAUGUGACAGGAUGACGUCCGGUUGUUGUCAUGACAGGAGCAAAAUCAAGCCGGUCUUGUGACUUUGACUGUCAGUAUUUGUAAAUUCUGCAGCUCUGUACACGUGUUCGGUUCUAAAAAUGUUUCAAACGGACACAGACAGUGAUGUCAAACAAGUAUGGACAGUGUGUUACAAGGCUCAGCAGGAGGUCCUGUCCUGAGUGGACUCCCAGGUGAGAGGGUUCAGACAGCCCACGCAGAGGCCCCGGGGUCCACCUGUCUGGAGGCCUCAGACGUGGCUUUAGAGGAGCCCACCACAGGAUUAGUAGAAAACGUCGUCCUGUGGCUGACGGGGGAGGGCGAGGCGAGGCGUGGCCCUCUGUCCAAGAAAAGAGGUCAGAUCGCAUUCUUCUCUCUCUGCGGACGAACCCGGCCGAGCAGCAGCUGCUUCCUCAGGCCACAGAGACGACCUCCAGACACACGCAUACCUCAGAUAAUCCCCUGUGUGCGUGUGUGUGUGCAGUGAGUGUUGUGUGGGUGCGGGUCAAGUGGGUGCGUGGGCUGGUGACUGUGUGUGUAGAGUUGUAGCAUGUCAUCCUGCCCAUGUGUUUACAUUUUUGGCCCCUUUUGAAGUUUAUUCGUGACCAAAGUUCAUGUGUGUUUAGUGACUAUUAAGACAGCGGUUUGUUGGUUUAUAUUAAGCACUGAAAGACUGAGAGGGGGCAGCUUUUUUUCCCCUGUCAGCACAAGUGAAGUUAUAUAAGCUGUGAUGAUGAAUACAUCAUGAUGCAGCUGAAUUUCCUACAGUCACUUCAAACUUGUUUAGCUUCUUUUUUCACUCGUUUUUGUGAUUUUUUUUUUCUGUUCUUGGGUCUCUGCUGUGAUCAAAUGAGACAGCAGAGAUUUUAAACCAGCUGAUUCUGCUUUUAGUAACAUUCGGCACAGUUUCCCAUCCCUUAUAGAAAUGGGUUGUACUUGGGAGGGUUAGAGAGUAAGCACAAGGUAAUCACGUCACUGGGAUCCUGCGUGGCCUCCCUGCUUCCUUCCAGGUGGAUGUGAGUGUUGGCACACAUCAGACAAAGUUAAGAGUGCUUACUCAGCUCCGCGCAUGUGAUGUGCAUGUCUGUGUGUGCGUGUGUGUAUGUGUGUUGUUAAAAGUGCGUGCAGAGUUGGUGGGGAAAGUGUGGAGGAGGGGUGAACUUUAUGAGGUGACAACCAGGUGUUCUUGGAGAGCUGUAAUAUAGUAUGUUGGUCAUGUGUCACUGCACCCUAUACAACAGUGUGUGUCUGUAUGUGUGUGAAUAAUGAUACUAUACUGUAUGUCCUUUGUGUCUUUUCAGGACUUCAGGGAUGCUGUUGCCAAGGCGACCCGGCAGAACGGGAAGCCAGUGGUGGACGAGCGGAUCCUCAAUCAGAUCCUGUAUUACCUGCCACAGCUGUAUCAGCUCAACAGAGACCUGCUGAGGGAGCUGGAGGAGAGGGUGGCCCACUGGUAAACACACACCGACAAUCCUGAGGACGUUUCAUGAGCAGUCAAUUAUUGCCUGGAGUUUUACUCUGACAGUUCCUGACCAAUAUUAAUUUACCUUAAUAUAACCUUAAAUCUUACCCUAACCUAACACGAUAAACUCUUUAACCUAAAAAUAAAACAAUAUAAAAAAACGGUGUAAAAUUAAUUUAGGGUCAAACACGCCGUAACAUUGAGUUAGACACCCCCUCGAGAGAUGAAUGUUGCCGACCGCUUGCUUCUCUAGUUAUACCAACUUUAGUAACGACCACAGGAUAGCAAUACACAGCGGUCUGAGGAGCCAUCAACAAACCUCAACCACGACGCCACUCUAUAGCCACAAAUAAUGCUCAGAGUAUCAACAGUACAUAUAGGGUCCCAGCCACAGCACUAGCCACCAAACAUCUUUUUAACUUUGCCUAAUUUCUUUAGCAAAGAGACUAAACACAACUCACCUACUCUCUUCCAGCAGCCGCUUGUUUGUAGCGAGACCUCAGGCCAGUCCAUUACGGACUGCUGCAGGGUGACGCAGUUUAAGGAAGAACAUUUAUGAUAAUUUCUUUAUCAUUUCCUUGAAGUAAUAAUCACCAUAUUAAUCAUUUUACACUGCAGACGCAGUAGUUCUUCUGCCUUAGCGUCUCAGUCUGAUUGCAUUUCUAUGAAGGAAGGAAAGCAAUCAGAAUGAUUUGUGGCUAUAGAGUGGCGUUGUGGUUAAGGUUUGUUUAUGGUUCCUCAGACCGCUGUGUAUUGCUAUCCUGCAGUUGGCAACAUUGAUCUCUCAAGGGGGUGUCUAACUAGGUGUUGAGGUGUGUUUGACCCUAAAUUAAUUUUAUGCCGGAAUAUCCCUUUAAAUCUUACCCUGACCUGACAUGAUAAACUCUUAAACCUUAAAUAUAACAAUAUUUUUUUUGGAGGGGGGGUUCAUCAUUUAGUCCAAAUUAGAAGGGUAAUUCUGCACCAUGUGAUCAUCAAGAUCUCAAAUCACCAAGAAAAGCCCCUCUAACUUAACAUUGUGUUUUUUUCCAACCUGAGGUAAUAUCCUCUCUUCCUCUCCCCAAACACACACACACACACACUCUCCUGUCUUAAAACCCCUCAUUUAGCGCACUUAAAAGGCAGUUUAAACAAAAGGGGGAAUACCAGUCAUCAUCCAACACAGGGAGUGUUGUGACUCACCUGUUAGCAGAGCUGUUUCCCGGUUCGACUUUGACUUACUGUAAUUGCUGUCAUUGUGCAGGUGUCCUGUGCAAUUAGGAGUUUAAAUGGACAGUUUUGCUGCAUUUGAUAUAAUCUUUUUUAACUAUUUAAGUGUUCAACCUGCAAAUGUUUCUACUGCCUUCUACAUCUUUUUAGCUCUACCUUUGAAAGUGAAAAAAAACCAUAAAAUUCUGUGUCUAUAAAGCAUCAAGACAACAAAGUAAGAAGUUUGUUCUUAUGUUUUGUAAAUUCAGGAGUGAAUUUUACGAACAUUCCGACCCAAAGAGGCAACCCUUAAAUCACACAUAACACAUUUUGAAUGAAAUAGGUAAUAAAUACGAUGUAACAGGGAUUUUAGGGCAUCUGCAGACUGCAUUGCAAUGUUAAUUUUCAUUUCCAAGUAUUCAUGCUAAUGUUUGAUCCUUUUUUGUUGUCUGAUGCCACUGGCAUACCUGCUAACUGGAUCUCUUUCUGCAUGUCUGGCUUCAGGGCUGAUCACCAAAGACUGUCAGACAUAUUCGUCCAGAAGGGUCCUUACUUGAAGAUGUACUCCACCUACAUCCGCCAGUUUGACAACAACGUGGCUCUGCUGGACGAGCAGUGCAGGAAAAACACAGCGUUUGCGGCUGUUGUCAGAGAGUUUGAGGUAAGCAGCCAAUUUGAGACUUCCUGGGAUCAAAUUGACUUAUAUCUGGUCUAAAUUGGUCCGUUUUCAGCAUAACAAUGAAUCACUCAGUAGAAAAGUCACAUCAUCACUGUUUUUAUCCUGUCUGCCUCUCUGUUUGUCUUCUCUCAUGGAUGUUUGUUUUGUCUCAGAUGAGUCCGAGGUGUGCCAGCCUGGCUCUGAAACACUACCUGCUGAAACCAGUACAGAGGAUCCCUCAGUACCAGCUGCUGCUCACAGGUACAAACACACACUGACACUAAUCACACAGUCCUCGUUCUGGUCUGUCCUGCUGACCUCUGCACACUGAAAGUUGAGAGUUUAUUGAAUCACAGCCUUUUUUUAUUGACAGCAUGUGGAUGAAACUUGGACUGUGGUCGGGUCUUUCUGUUGCGGCUUUCUACUGGUUUUGGGGCUACAGUGACACUCGGUGGACAAUCGUAGUAACAGAAACCAGAGUGACACCAGUGACAUUUACAUGAUUUACUAGGAGAAACCGCCUGCACAAUUACAGCAAAUUUUUUCAGUUAACUUUGACAAAAUAUAAUAUCUAUCAUACUUAAAUUAGACUUUUGGUGAUUUUCGCUUCUCUGUACUUAUGCUGAGCAACACGUAAUUUGGAAAGUCCAUUUCACUCACUAUUUUUGGCAAAAACAAAGGAUAUCAGAUGUUACUUUAUUAAGAAUCAACCGCAUAGUUGUCAAAGAUUUAAAAAAUGUCAUACAAUGACAUUAUAAUGCUUGUAUGCAUUUUUCAGAACAAGAAAAAAAAAUAUCUCUAAAUAAAAGAUAACAUUAUUAAAGGAUCUCCUCUUCAAAAUAACUACUUUUGCAAUUUCUGAAAAUACUUUUGCAUUAUAUAUUUUUUCAUAUUUAAUUAAUUGUCUGUAUUGGCUUGUUUUUCACAUGCAUUUACACACUGAACAAUUUUUCCAUGUUUGAAUGAAUUGAAAAAUAUUGCAAAAAAGUUUUUAAGUGUGUUGUCUCUGCUCUUCGUGUGCGUUCUCUGUAUGUAGUAAAUUAGGAGAGUAAAGUUUUAUUUUAAAUUUUAGAUUAAAUUUUUAUUUUGUCAGGAGAAGUAAAUUUUCUUUGUUUACGUGACUUUUCCUUCCAUAAAAAGUCUUGAAUUUAUAGAAACUUUUUAAAUCUUGUAAAUUCCUGUGGAUGGACUGCCUUCUCUUCUGUUUCUGUGUCUCUUGUUCUUCAAAUGCAACUACACUGUGUUGACUUUUUUUUCUCAAAAUUAAAAAAAAAACAAAAUUUUGCUCUUUUCCAGAUUAUCUAAAAAACCUUCCAGAGGACUCUGAGGAUUACAAAGACACACAGGGUUAGAUAAAGGAUAAUACUCACCGGGAUUAUGAUUUUAGUUGUGCUAGAAAGAAAAUCUAAUAAUGUGUAAUCUUUCCUCUUCAUGCAGCCGCCCUCAGCAUUGUGAAAGAAGUGGCCAACCACGCCAAUGACAUCAUGAAACAAGGGGUGAGACCUUAUUUCACACACAGAGCUUUAUUUUUCUAUCUGCUUCAGCUUCACGUUCACCUUUGUUCUCAUCUCUCUGAUAUUGUUUUUCAGGACAACUUUCAGAAGCUGAUGCAGAUUCAGUACAGCCUCAACGGUCAGCAUGAGAUCGUUCAGCCGGGCAGGGUGAGUCAACAACAUGUCAACACUCAACAUCCCAAACAAAGCAAAGUUCAUGAAGUGCAGAGAAGACAGCUAGAUGUUGCUACCCUUGCAGAAGUUUUCUUUGAGGCGUGUUGAACAAACAUGAGACAGAAACACUCAGAUAUACAGACUACAAACAUUUACUUCUGACUUCAGGAACCUGCAGGCUGCAGAAUACAAUCCAGAAUACAGACUGAGGCACAGUCCGAGUCUAUAAAAAUUUGAGCAACAGCUUUCAUUUUUAAUGAAUGUUUUUCUGCAGAAAAAUCCAUUUCAAUCAUAGCAAGUAUCUGGUGGAUUCACCUGAGAGAUUUUCAUGUGGAGUUUUUUGUAUCUCACUGAAUUCAUUUACUGUUUUUACUUCAAUGUGUUACUCAUUUGUUUUUCUAAAAGCCUUUCUAAAGACUGGUGUUGCAGAAACAAAUCAGUUAUGAACCAGGGCUGUUACAUUUUAAGAUUUUUCUCUCACUAUUAUUGUAGCCAUUUGAUAACAAUACUACAAAAGAGGAUUAGGGCCACAUGAAAAGAAAAAAAAUAAUUACAGGAAGGAGAUUAAAGUCGAAAUUUCAAGAUUACAGUCAUAAUUUCGAGAUUAAAAAAUCGAAAUUAUGUCAAUAAAGUCGAAACUUCGACAUCAAAAAUCGAAAUUUCAAGAUUAAAGUUGAAAUUUUGAGAUAACAAAAUGUCGUGAAUUAUGCCGAAAUUUUGUCAUAGAAAACAUUAAAAUUUCGAGAUUGAAGUCGACAUGAAUAAAGUCGAAACUUCAACUUUUUAAAAUUUCGACUUUGAUCUCAAAAUGGAAAUCUAAAAAAUCUCCCUCAUGUUACUAUUUUUUUCUCUUCUUCUGGCCCUAAUCCUCUUUUGUACACUACUGAUAGGAAACUUGAAACUAAACCAAUGAAAAUCGUCCGUGUUUUGCAGGUAUUUCUGAAGGAGGGCACUCUGAUGAAGCUGUCCAGGAAGGUCAUGCAGCCCAGGAUGUUCUUCCUGGUGAGUGAGAUGUAGCUCAACAACUUGAGCAUUAUUUCUGUAAUGGUUUCUGUUCAAUCAAAGAAGCAGUUAAACAUGCAUCUUUUCUUUUGCCUUUAUGAAUAUUUGUUGUUUUUUCAGUUCAAUGAUGCUCUGAUGUACACCACCCCAGUCCAGUCUGCUCAGUAUAAACUCAACAGUGUUCUCUCUUUGGCUGGGAUGAAGGUAAGAGGCACUGAAAUCAAACUCAGCACACUUAUCAUCACCUCUUAUCUGUAUUUACCAUUUUUUAGCAAGUUUGCAGUAACAGUUUAAAUGUUUUCCUACAUAGCGUUGCACUGCGGUGGUGUGUUAUUAAUGGUUUUGUGUUCUCCAGGUGAGUAAGCCCAGUCAGGAGGCGUACCAGAACGAGCUAAACAUCGAAAGUGUUGAACGCUCUUUCAUCCUGUCUGCAAGGUCAGCACUCACUCUUUAAAUAUGUCACCUGUGGAGCUGUAAACACUCAUAACAUCGAGUGUGAUCGCUUGAGAUAAACAGGUUUAUUACCUCUCUGCAGCUCAGCCACAGAGAGAGACGAGUGGCUGGAGGCCAUCGCCAAGGCCAUCGACGACUACACAAAGAAGAAAAUCACCUUCAUAUCAAGCAGAAGUCAGGAGGAGGUAAAACUUGAAAUCCAUGUGGGUGACUGAGUAUAAUUUGAUCCAGAGUGCAUCUUUAUAAAGACCUGUCUUUUAUUCCAGGCUGAGGGGGUUGUUGACAGUGGGGCCCCAUUAGGCUCCAAAGCCCCCAUCUGGAUCCCAGACCUGAGGGCCACAAUGUGCAUGAUCUGUACCUGCGAGUUCACGCUCACUUGGAGGAGGCAUCACUGCCGCGCCUGUGGAAAGGUCUGUUAAAUUCACCGAAGCUCCUAAAAAAACUGCACGUUGUUUCUUUACACAUUACCUCAUAACAGUCAUUCCUGUGUGAUCCUGCAGGUGGUGUGUCAGGCGUGUUCUACCAAUAAGUACUACCUGGAGUAUUUAAAGAAUCAGCCAGCACGUGUGUGUGAUCACUGCUUUGCCAAGCUGCAGGAGAACAGUGAGUGACGAGGAAUUUCACAUUCGAUGACUGAUAUUCGAUAUAUAUAUAUAAAAAAAAAAAUUUCCCCCAUCGUGGAUCAAUAAAGGAAUAUUCUAUUCUAUUCUAUUCUAUAUUGUCACCGAAUCCUGUGAAGAUCACUGGGCUUGUCCCUGAACGCAGGUUUUGGUGCAAUCAGUGGGUUUGUUUUGUUUCAGGUGACCGCUGCGCUUCAUCAUCCGUUUCUCCGAUCAAAUCUGGAGCUUUUUCCUUCACCAGGAAGCAGAAGAAGAUUCCUGCUGCACUAAAAGAGGUCAGGCUCACAAAUUAACACUCAUGAGUGGAUUGUGUCGACUACUUUUGGAUGGUCAUGUCAGUCCCACAUCUUUUAUACAGUCAGAAUGCAUAACUCCAUUUUUUCUUUCCAGGUAUCUGCCAACACUGAGAACUCUUCCAUGAGCGGCUACCUAAACAGGUCAAAGGGCAACAAGAAGCAGUGGAAGAGGCUGUGGUUUGUCAUCAAGAACAAAGUCCUGUAUACCUACGCGGCCAGUGAGGUACUUACAUUUUCUUAUUUUGAUUUUUUUUUCUCAUCUCUUGAAAGCUUUUCCUACAACUUGGUCACCUUAAAGAGGGAGAAAAAUAAAGAGUGAAGUCAGAAAUGUAAUAUUUUAUAGCAUGUAGGAGAAUAAAGUCCUGAAUGUGUGGGAUUCUAGUUGUAAAUUUACAAGGUUGCAGUUGUGAAUUUACGAAGUUGAAGCUGUAAAUGACGGAGUUAAUGUUGUAAACCUGAACUGAAGAGCUGUCUGGUUUAUAAGGCAUGAAGAGCUACUUGUGAAGGUUUACUUGAGUAGAAGUUUGAAACAUGAAUAACUAAUAUUCGUUUUCUAAAGUGUAUGAAUGUAUCAAUCAAUGAUACAUGUAAGUAAGUAUUCAUUCAUUCUUGCAAAUUUACAGCUUUAAUCUUGUAGGGUUAUAAUUGUGAUCCAAACUGAUGACUUUCUGUCUCAUAAUUAUUACUCAGAUAUUUAACUUUUUGAAAUUAUACUGAAAAAUUAAUUCAUAACUUUUUUCUUUUAUGAUUUACUCUCCCGAACUUGUGGCUUUGAUUUUAUAAAUUAACUUUUUGAUUCUCAAAGUUUCAGCCUCUUUUAUUUUAUAUCUUUAAUUGAGCCCUGACUCUCUGCCGUAUUUCUUCUUUAUGGGUUGAUAAAUCUUCUUCUUCCAGGAUGUCGCAGCGUUGGAGAGUCAGCCCCUGCUGGGAUUUUUCCUGCGGGAGGAGAAAAACGGUCCGGCUCAGAAGCUGCAGUUUAAGCUGUAUCACAAAAACACUUUGUUUUACAUCUUCAAGGCGGAUGACAUCCCCACUGCACAGAGGUACUCAAACUCAAGUAUCUGACAUAACUCUGGGGUUUGUUUCCUUGUUUAUUUGGUGUCUAAUGUGUCCCUCAUGUUUCAGCAAACUCAGUGAGCAGAUACUCUUUUGGGGUAUCAGCAAAGCUUAUGGAGCUGUGGACAAACUUUAGAAAUUUAUUAUACAGAAUAUAAUUUUUUCUCCCCCCUGCUUGUGAUGUUGACAUGUAGUUAUUGUAAGACUGGUUUGUGCUCUAGUCCUCUUUUUUCUGUGCAGCUCCGUUUUUAAAAGUUAUAAGGGGGUUCAUGUUUUCUUUGAUUGACACCUGAUACAGCCUAUUAGUGUUCAGCGAUUGCGUAGCUUACCCGGGGGAUACGCUGUUUGAGCCGAGGGUCAUCACAGCGACUCUCCUCCCGAAUGCGUACAACACUACUGCACAGCUCUGGUUUCAGGAAAUGAAGAAAAAUCCUGGAAAUACCGAGAGCUUUUUGGCUUCAAAUCCGUAUACAGGCGGGAGGCCGAACCAAGUUGUCCAUAGUAUAUACAGUAUAUGGUUUUGACACAUUCAAGUGCGGCUAAUUUCCUGUUUUUUUCCUCAGAUGGAUCGAGGCGUUCCAGGAGGCGAUGAUUCUUGAACAGUGAAGUCACACCACAGCCCCAGAGCCAUUUGAUAGAAAACUCUCUGACCCCUGAAUGAUCCCAGGUCAGAGGUCACCCGCUCAGGAAGGACUCUGAUGGACUGUUUACUUAGAGCAGUAACCCUCUGCAGAACGCUGCAUACUGUAAUCUGAAACAAAAAAAAAACAGACUGCUUUUCUGCUGGGAAAAAAAAAAGGAUUCUGAUUCAAACAAAUUUUCUAUCAUCAGUAACUGAUGCUCAGCCGUGCUGCUGAGAGCAGAGCUGAGCUUGUUGCAGCUGUGGGUCACAGGUCAAGUCCAGAAGCAUGUGUGUGGAAGUGAGACAGAACAGAUGUCGGGGACAUUUAAAGCCCUCGGAAGUCCUGGAAGGUCUGGGAAUUUCUUUGAACUCCAAAACAGAUGAAGAAGUGAAAUAAUGCUGUCCAUUCCAUCACGUUCAGACCUGCAACACUCUAAGGUUUCAUUUUGUGGCGGUUAGAUAUAAAAACCCACAAUCGAUCCCUGAUGUCAUUUUAAAGUUAAAUGAUGUCUGGAGAGGUGAGAUUUCACUGUGAAACCGACCUCUACAAAGAGACGAAAUCCACAUUCUGCUCAGUCUUGAAGUUAAUCUCUCUGGUUUAGAGAUUUACGCCCAUGCUUUUAAAUUGAACACACAAAACCAUGAAAAAAAAAAUCCUGGAGAAAACUGGAAAUAUCAUGAAUUUUGUAGAUAUUUUACGUACAGUUUAAUGUGUGUUUUGCCUGUUCAGCCACGAUAGAAAUGGUUCAAAUGGGUAUAAAUGUGUACAUGGACAAAAGAGAGCAACAUUGACCUUUUUUUAUAGGAAAGCCAAGAGCUAAUAUUUAUAAAAUAGUCAGAUUUAUUGUGUGGAAAGCACAGGUUGCCACUUACUUUGGGAGUCAGGGUUUGUUAGGAAAUACUUUUCCAUCAAACAGUUUUUGUUUUAUACAUAAAAAGACAUUUUUAUGAGCAACUACUACAGUAAAGAACUACUUUAACAGAAAUGCUCAUUCUGAAAACAUGAAUUUUGGUGCUUUUUUGCUGACAUUUUGCUUUUUCGUGUCCCAUUUUUUGAGAAAAUUGCAAUAAUGUAGGUGCUUUUUAUGAAAAUCCUUAAACAAAAACAAGUUUAGGCAGGACUUCUCACUCUUUCUCCGGGGUACUGUAGCUAUGUAUCCUUUAAAAACACUCAUUUUUAAACCUGUUUCUUCUUGGUUAUGUUGCUGUACAGUCUGUUGCACUACCCCUGUUAAUCUGUCAGCCGAAGAUGCCUAAAUCUUACAUUUGUAGUGAAGGAAUAAACUGUUAAUCCUGUCUUUACUUCCUUCAGGCUGGUGAUGUAUAGAUCUGUAGCAGCCUGGGAUUGAAAUGCUAGUCAAGAGCUACCAAGUAUGAAUUCUUCCAGUGAUUGUACAUUAACAUUUUGUAAACAUCCACUCUUUCAGAGUAAGAGUUUCCUAUAAACAAUUAUUCUAAACUGUCAGGCAACAGUUUUUAAUAAAAAAUAUAUGAAUAAAACACUUUUUCUUGGUUUCA
This is a messenger RNA of Xyrichtys novacula (pearly razorfish), 34720 nucleotides long. Lineage: Eukaryota; Metazoa; Chordata; Actinopteri; Labriformes; Labridae. The record is from the annotation of a GenBank genome assembly.